Melospiza melodia melodia is the source of this 2234-nucleotide messenger RNA. It is a transcript of the gene RMDN2, whose product is annotated as regulator of microtubule dynamics 2. Bases 110 to 1363 code for a protein of 417 amino acids. Gene Ontology annotation, cellular component: spindle microtubule; mitochondrion; cytoplasm. Gene Ontology annotation, molecular function: microtubule binding. The record is from RefSeq and is a predicted model, not a curated record. The transcript is spliced from 11 exons. NCBI's taxonomy places the organism in Eukaryota, Metazoa, Chordata, Aves, Passeriformes, Passerellidae.
UGCAGUGGAAACACAAUUUCUCUGUGGCCGAGAAGUAGCAAAAGAUUAAACCGGUGAAAUCGAGCGGCCACCAGACUGAGGACAGACACACGAACAGGAGCGUGCAGAAAUGUCUCCCUUCGAAAAUAGAGGACUAAUGCUGGGCAUAAUGGCAGGGACUGCUGGAUUAAGCCUGGUGCUGGUUUGUUACCGCAAGAUCCGAAAGCCGGGUGCAGCUGUGCGUAUUCGAGGGUUCCAGGAUCUAGGUAACAGAAUUAAUUCUGUGGUCUUGCCACAGAAUGAGGCUCCUAAUGAUCAAGGAGCAGUAAUGGUUUUACAUGGAAGGCAACUGCAGAUCCUAGAAAAAUUGAAUGGCCUGCUACUAACCGUGGACGAACUGAAGAGAGAGGUGGAAUUUCUGAAAGAAGCUAUUCCGAAACUUGAAGAGCUUGUUCGAAAUGAGCUUCAGGGAAGUGGUGAUGUUCAGAGAGUUAGCCCAUCACACAGAGCAACAAGGCGGAGAAAAGCAGAGACAGCUCCUAGAGAGACUACCAGCUCUGAGGAGGCAGAAAGUGAAGGAGGUUACCUUACCGCCCAUACUGAUUCUGAAGAAGACUCCGAGGAAGAAAAGAGAUGGACGAAAUCACCUGAUGCCAUGGUGGAAUCAGAAAAAGAUGAAGACUUACUUAAUUUUUUACAGCAGGUGGACAAUUUGCACAAGGGUUCAGAGGUUGAUAAAAAGGAGGGCUUCAGACUGCUGCUUGAGAACGAUGACAAGUAUGAAAACUGUGUGGACUUUCUUUGGAGGCUUGCACGUGCUUAUGGAGAUCUGUUUGAGAUGACUACUGAUGCUGAGGAGAAGAGGAAAUAUGUAACUGAUGGAAAGAUUAAAGCUGAAAAAGCUAUUCAGCUGGAUGCUGGGAGUGCUGAGAGUCACCAGUGGUUUGCAAUUAUGUGUGGCUAUAUGUCUCAGUUUGAAAGUGUACAAAACAAAAUCAGGAAUGGUUAUCUCUUUAAGGAGCACCUAGACAAGGCAAUUGAACUUAAACCUCAAGAUCCCUUUUUAUAUUACCUAAAUGGAAGAUGGUGCUAUUCAGUAGCUCAGUUGUCGUGGCUUGAAAAGAAAGUAGCUGCUGCUCUCUUUGGGACUCCACCAACUUCAACAGUAGAAGAAGCAUUGCAGAAUUUCCUUAAGGCAGAAGAAAUGCAUCCAGGAUAUUCCAAAUGCAAUUAUGUGUAUUUGGCAAAGUGCUAUAAAGAUCUUGGCCAGAAAAGCAAUGCUCUGAAGUACUGUGAUUCUGCACUGUCAAUUCUCUCAGUUACUAAUGAGGAUAAAGAGGCCCAGAAAGACUUAGAGGCUUUACUUCUUACGCUGAAGCUCUGAUACUACGUACUUUUAACUCUUCACGCUGUAAUAAAAUUGUAAAACUAAAAUGAGACUGGAAACUGCGGGUAAAUUUCAGCUAAGUCAAUGGAAAGACAGUCAUUGAUUUUGGUUGGCUUGGAUCGUGGCCUUUAAGUGUCUGGCAAUUAUGGUAUUAAAAUAAUGCAUUCAUUUUUGAUUAUUUAUAAUCUUGUACUGAAAUUUCAUUUUAGAUUUCUGACACUGUGAGUCUGAUUCUGUGAUCAUGAGGUCCACUGCUGGCAAUGGACAUACUGGGAGUUUAAAUGCAAAAGGAAUAAAUUUCGCUCUUUGAAAGAUGAAUCAACUAGUACGUGAUGCCAGCAUAGAACUGUGUGUAGCAUAAACAAACAAAAAAAUGUUUCUAUAGUAAAUUAUAUUUAUAUCAACUAAUUUACACAGAUGUGUACAGAAGAAAAUCAUUAAUAUUUAUGUUUACACAUUUCUCUACUCUUAAAAUAUUACAGUCUUGUUGAAGUUAAACAAAGCUGUUGCCGCAACAAAGCUCUUUUUACUUUAAACCUAUUGUUGGUUUUACAAAGAAUUGUGAAAAUUUUAUAAAUUAAAUAUUAUAAUUUAUUUGUAACAUCACGUACAAUAUUAAAUAUAAGAGCAAUUAAAUAAAGUGGUUUAGAAUAUUCUAUUACAGCUCUGAUAUUUAAUGGAUUUGUAUCAGGAUCUCCAUCAAGUUUGUGAAGUCUGGCUCUCUGUCUUUGAAGAGUUGCCUAAUGUGGUUUCAUCAGAGUGUCUUUGAAGAACCUAGUCUAGCAUGUAUCCAUCACUAACCUUUUUUAUCAUCUAUGUAACAUAACCUGUACAUAAAAAUAGACUACUAAAGACUUACUACUUCUGA